Molecule: messenger RNA, 7084 nt
Organism: Heterotrigona itama
Lineage: Eukaryota; Metazoa; Arthropoda; Insecta; Hymenoptera; Apidae
Source: the annotation of a GenBank genome assembly
UAUAAUUGACAAAAUAAUUAGUUAGUAAUGAAUUGAAUAAUAUUUAUAAUAAAUAUGAAGAUGACGUAGACAUAUAUAUUACUAUUACACAUUUUUCUAUAAAAGUCAAAAAAGUUGUUCAAGAAUAGCGCGUGGCAAUACAUAUACUACGCAAGCGCGACCACGUAUGACUUCUAACACUUCAGUGCCUUUUGAUAGUAAUAUUAGUCCAUUUGUUUAUUGCAUUUAUUACAUUAUGUCUGGUGGGUGGGAAUUAGUUGGAAGAAAUAAAAAAGAUAAAAACGAUGGAAAGAUCAAUAAACUUACAAAGAUCGAGAAAAAAAAAUUUAUCGAGAACGCACCAAAGGUAGAAGAUUUUCUUCCUUUGAGUCAAGUAAAAACAUUGUAUGAUAAUUUGGAUAAUAAUGUGAAAACAUAUAAUAAUUUGGAUGAUAAAGGAAAUAAAAAGUUUAAAGAGAAAGAAAAUAAAACAAAAGAGAAUGAAGAAAGAAAAAAGCAACAGAAACAACAACAAUCUGAUAAAAAAAAACAAUCCAAGGAAAAACCUCCAAAAUCUAUAAAAGAUGCAUUAAAUAUGAUAAAUGCAGAGGAGCUUUACAAUAUUUUUACUAGUAGUCAAACUAGAUUUCCUGAAGCUUCAUUAAUUUGGUUGAAAGAUCUUGCUGCAUUCCUUAAUAUAAAAAUACCUGUUGAUAAAGAAGAUGCAAUCUUUUCUGGGAAAUCUAAAGACUAUCCUUUAAGUAUAGUACCUAAGCCAAUUUCUUCCAUAUUGGAAAAAGCAAUUGAUAUGGCAGGCAAACAAACAGUACAACUUUUUUAUGAAAAUACUUUUACUGCAAUGGCUGCUGAUAUGGUUAAAGGAUCACCUGCUGUGGGUCACAAAAUAUUUUUACAACUUCUAGCGCGUAUUAAUUCUGAAUUGACAAUUGCUAAUAUUUCUAAAUUGGUUCGUGUAAAAAAUUCUUAUCAAAAUAGAAAAAAUAUUGGUCUUUCUUUAUUAUGGGCAAUCUCACAAGCUGGUAGAAAAAAUCUGACUGUGGGUUUGAAAGUGUGGCAUGAAGUGAUGUCUCCUAUGUUAGAAACGAAGAGUUACUGUAAUUAUGUAGCACAAAUUUUGAAUGAUCUUGUAUUUGGACAUGAAAUGUGUUAUGAUCUUAAACCAGAACUUUAUCUUGACAUUAUAGAGGAUACAUGUUCUGGAAAAUAUAAUAUUUCUGCUUCUGUAAACAGAGAAAUUAAUAACAGCCUUGAAAAACUAAGAUUGAUAUUGUUUAAAAAUAAAAAUAUAAAUUAUGCGAAGUUAUUUGAAAUGUUAAUUAUAAAAGUUGUGCAAAAGGUACAUGUAAACUAUAGGGAUGAAUUAAUCAAAGCACUUGUGACUUGUUUAGCUACAGAUCCACUUUGUUUCUCUGUCUGGAAAUCCGUUUAUGCUAAAAAUUUAUAUCAAUCCCAUUUAAUUUUAACAUAUAUCGACAUUAAAUACCAUGUUUUACACACAACAUUGGAAACCAGAUGUUUGAAAGAAACAUGUAUAAUAUUUCAGACAAUUAAUGAAAAGUGGAAAAAGGGCAAAGAUGAAAGUCUUGCUAAUAAUUGCACUAAAACAUGCAAGGCGUUAUUAUUAAAAAUGACAGUUUCUGCUAAUAAGAAAUUUCCUUGGAAAAAGGGAAUUAUUUUGUUAUUACUUCUUAUUAGUACCAUUUUUGCUUAUGAUAUGUAUAAACAUGAUGAUUUUAAAGUAAAUAAGUUUUUGAAAAGAACUGGGUUAGUUGCUUAUGGACAACAAUCAUGGAUUAUAAUGCAAGAAUAUUCUUCUAAAACACUUGAUUUCAUAGAAGCUACUUCACCAGAAUAUUAUAAAAUAACUGUAGAAACAUGUAAACCUUAUAUUAAAUUAGCAGGGGAUAUUUAUCUUUUGAUGAAACAUAUUUCUUUUAAAAUUUAUGAUAAUAUUGCAGAAUAUAUUGAAAAAAAUGGUCCUUUGGUUAUACAAACAAUAGAGCAUUAUGUCCCAGGAAUGUUGGAUGAAAUUAAAUUACGAAGUAAUCAAAGUUUAGAACUUUUAAAAGUAUAUUCAAAUUUAUUAGUGGAAAUGUUGACUGAACGUUCAACUGCAACACUUCAAUGGCUAGAACAUAAUGUUUUUGUUGGAAAAUUAAGUCCAGAAAAUUUACAAAAUUAUGCCUCAAAAGCUAUUGACACCACACAGACAUUAGCAAGUCAGACUUAUGAUUGGGUUUAUGAAAAGGUGCAAACACUCUCUAAAGUUCCAUGAAUGAAAUUCAUCAAAUUUUUAUGUACUAACUUUUUUCGAUGAUCAAAAAAAAAUCUCUUCAUACCUCUGCAUUUAGUUCUAUAAUUCCAAAGUUGAUAUACAUUUCCAAAUAUAUUGUGACAGCCAUUUUACCUGUGAUAUUUGAAAAAUGUAUCAUAUUUCAAUUAUGAUAUUUUAAAGCUCCACAAAUUUAAUGAAAAUAUCUUUUUUUUUGUUAUUUUGUUUCAUUAUUUCGAAAUAAUUAUCAAAGUAAUAUAUAGACUACAUUAUGUAGUGUCAAACUUAAAACCUCUUAUUUGUAUAUUCAUUAAUAUAUUUUCAUGUUAAUACGGUGUUGAAUGGUAAUAUAACAAGUUGAUUUAUAAACCAGACAAUGUAUUAAAUAAAGUUACUUUUUGGUAUCUUCUUUUUUACAAAAAUAAAGGAAAUAUAGAGUAUGAUUAAUUUUAUAAUACAUGUAGAGUAUUAACAUAAUGUCACUGGAUACAGCAAUAAGAGUAAUAAUAUUUAUAGGACAUAUAGAAUAAUGAUAAAUAUAGGCAUAGUAAUAUAAUUAUUAUUAUAAUUAUAAUUAUAAUAGCGCUAAUAGUGCGAUUUUAAUGGUGGUGAUUAUAGUGACAAUGAUAAUUUUAAUAAUAUCAAAAAAAGUAAAGAAAAAGAAAAAAAGAAAAAUAUUGAAAUUUUACAUAAUAAGAGAUCAGCGAAGUGUGACACUCAUCGCAUUCAUAGAACUAUGUACGUAAAAAUGAGUCUUUUUGUUUCCAUUCUUUUCAGAAAUGAAUGUAGUAGAAAUUAUGUUUUUUUUAAAUAUAGUUUCACAGCUCCUUUCUUCCCUGAUUAUAUGUACGAGCGUGCAAUGCUAAAACGCACACUGAUUAUGAAGUUAAUAUUUUAGUUUGAAUUGUUGUGUUAGAGCUCAUGAGGAAAAAAGACUUUCAUUGUAUUUUUAUAUAUUUGAUUGCAUAAAUAUUCUUCCUCUUCAUCUCUAAUUCGUGCAAGUACUUCCAAAAUUUGGACUAUGGUACAUGGUUCGUUUCUUCCUUUGACCAUUUUAUCAGGUUGCCACUUUUCCUUUUUAAUAGAUGGAAAGUUGGUAAUAACAUCUUUUGCAGAAGCAUGCAUAGGCCUUAUUUCACACCAUGGACAAUCAGUUUCUAUCAUUAACUUAUCUGAUGGUAUAGUUGUAACAGCAAAAAGAUUUUCUUCUGUUUUUAGAGAACAUCCAUUAAUACCAAUGUAUAAUCCCAUUUGUAAAAUAGAAUUAGCUUCUUCUGGAUUGCCAUCAAAAGAGUGUACAACACCAGCUGUUAACGUAUCUUUAUGUUUUCUUAAAAUUCUUACAAAAUCUUCACUAGCGUUACGACAAUGUAGAAACAUAGGUAAUUUUAAAGUAGAACAUAAAGAUAAUUGCAUUUCAAAAUACUUUUUCUGGAUAUCUUUGGAACAAAAUUGCAACCUAUCAUAGUCUAGUCCCAUUUCGCCAAUAGCAACAAUUUUAUCUUUAUUGUCUGCAGCCAGAUCUGAUAAUGAUUUAAGAUACGCUUCAGGAUCACCACUUUCUUCAAAUUCAUUACAACGUGUUGGAUGACAACCAACUGUAGAAAAGCAUCUCACCAUCUGUUCGUGCUAUUUCGAGAGCCUUUUUACUUUCUUCUAUAUUACCGGCAGUGAUUAUAAUUUUUGAAAUAUUAUUAUUCCAACUUCGUUCUAAAACUUUAUCCAAAUCUGGUAGGUGUUUCUGUGAUCCAUGAUAAAUUCCUUGAUACAUAGGAUCUGUCAAAUUGGCCCCGAUGUCUAUAAUUUUCUUAAAUUACUCAUUCUAAUACCGAGCAUUCAACCUAUCAAUGAAAUGACAGUUUUCUCAAACACUGAUACUGCUUGAAAGGUUAGCAGGUGUCUUAUUUAACCGGCGUUGUGUACUGACAUAUGAGUUAGUAGAUAUUUGACGUUCCAUGGAAAUAAAAAUUAUACUUUUUUUGUCAUUUAUUGCAUGUAACAGAUUUAAAUAUAAUUAUAUUUUAUAAAAAUUAAUGUAAGCUGUACAUUAUAUUAUUUUCUAUUCUGCAUAUUAAGUACAAUCAUACAUACAAUUUACAUUUAGAGCCCUAUAUAUAUAAAGAUUCUCUACACAUCAUCAUAUUACAAUUAAAUGAACAUUAAGUACAACAUCUAUAGUUUAUAACAUAUAUUUAUUACAAUCUUUUUUUUCGUUACAAAUCUUAUUUUAUUAAAAGGAAAAAGGUUUUUCAAUUUAUUAUUUGAAGAUUAUUCUAAUUUAUUUUUUACAUUAUUAUUAUUGAGUCUCUUGUUCUCAAAUAUUUUUUUAUCAGAAAAUUUUAUUACUGUAGUGAUUUUAUGAUAGAAUUUAUUUUCUCAACACAUUCUUCUUUCUUUUUUGUAAUAGCUGCUUCUGCUUCUACAAAUUGUUGACGUCCUAUCUUGCCUGGUACUAGUUUAUCUACAUACAAUGCUUGUUGUUGAUUAUAAAGUUCUUUUAAAGUUCUAUCAUAUUUCUGUAAUUCUUGAAUACGAUCAUGUACAUCUCCAGAUUCUCCUUUUAAACGUUGUGCAAUUUCAGCAAUAGAACUGGUUGCACUCUUAUACUCUUGAUUAAUACCUUUCACCACAAAUAAGAAUGUAUUGGCAUCUUUAUUUGCUUUAAGAUAUGCUAAUUGAUCAUCUAGCUCAUUGUAAGAAGUUACUCUACGAUCUUGUGCAGCUAAAAUCUUUUCACACUGCCCAGCAAUUCUUAAUUUACUUUCUGAAAUUUCAUCUUUAUCAAUUGAAAAGUCAAGUCUUACAUAAGUAAUUACUAACAAAAACAGUAAAUAUAAAGCUGCAGCUACAAGCAAUGGUUCUUGUAACAUCAAUAUGCGUGGAAAUGUGUAUUUCAGCUUAAAAUUCUGGAUAUGAUUUUCAAUUAAAUUCUUUUUAGUAAUGGAAAUUACAGGACGACCAGUAGUAUCCAAGUAUGUGUAAUGAAGGGAAUCUGGCAAACGUGUUGCAGAAUAUGGAAGGCUUAGUUCAAUAUUUUUAGAACCUUCUGGUAAAAUUAUCUUCACAACUAAUUCAUCUACAACCAUAUCAUCGAAAACAUGAUCCAAUAAUCUCAUUUCUAGAGUAUAUAAAUCUCCAGAAUGAAACAAAUACUCAUAGCUAGGUACAUUAUAUCCAACUAUAUAUUUAGUUUUCCAACCACCAAACAAUGGGAAUCUUGGACGAAGAUUUAAUUCUACUGAAUCUUUCUUGAUACGAGUAUGUGACGUUGAAAUAUUACCAAUUUCAUCUCUAUAAUAAAUAUCAGAGGCAGCUGCAGGUAAAAUAGUAUCAAAGCUUUGAAUGCUUGCUUCCCAUGAUUUUGGUUCUCUAGCAAACUCAUAGCGUGAAAAUGAGCCUUUUAAUAAUGCUCCAGUAUGUAAUAAAUCAAUAUGUUCUUCUACUGCUAUGUUACCCCAAUGUGAUAUUUCAAUAUUUCUUUCAAGUCUGGUGACAGUGAGGAAUUUAUUAUUGUUUUCAAAGUGUAUAUUUAAUUCUUCAUAAGAAAACGGAGGAAGUUUUUCAUAUGGACCAUAUGUGAUAAAUGAAUCACUUUGUGAAACAGGUUUAAAUUUCGUAUAGGUUUCAAUAUUACGUGAUGGUAAAGAUACAGUGGUUGUUUGUUUCGUUAUAGUAUAUGGUGCAUAAAGAUAAAUGUUACCUAUAUAUUUCACUAAUUGCUUUUCUUUCUGUGUGAUCUCCUUGGGAUGAGGCAUAAGCUCAUGGGUUAAUAUCCAUUCAAUUUCAACAGACAUAGUUCUCCCAGGAGAUAGUGGGUCUUUUAAUUCAAUUUCAUAAAAAGUUUCAUCUGGAUAAACAUUUACUUUUAUCUCAGUUAAUUUUAAUUCAACUCGUACAGGUUCUCUAUAAGCUGCUAUGUAGCUAAGACUAUUUUUUUGUUCAGGUUCCAAUGAAAAAAGGAAAUUACUUAUAUGCCGAUCUUUACUUCCAUUUUCUAAUAUAAGUCUAGUUGUAAUUUUUGUUAAUUGAGAUUGUAAAUCGAUAUGUUUUUCCACAUUUUUAAAAUUUAAGUCAGGAUCGAUAAUGUUGGCGGCAGCAAAUGAUUGGACAUAUACUCCGAUAAGUAACGCAACAUUACAUAGUAAUACAAUUAAAUUACGAUUAAUCAUACUUUUUCCUUAAAAAUUUUUUUCAGUUCACUAUCAAAUAUCACUUUCAACAACCGGCAAGCGGAUUGCAAAUUGGUAUGAUCACAGACGUGGCAUUUAUCUAAGACCACAUAUUAUAUAGAUAAGAAACUCAUAUAUCAAAACAUUCGAACCUAUAUAUUUUCUAGAUUCUUUAUAAAUGUAAUUCAAGUAUAUAUAAAAUUAAGAUAUAAUCUUUUAAAAAUAUUGACGUUGGUUUUUCAUUCCUGCUUUAGAAAAAAAAAGAAAAAAUGAAAUAUAAGAAGUCAUAUUAUGAAUACAAUUUACAAGUUUAUGUCAUAUGGUGAAUCUAACCUUUUAAAUUGAAGUUAUGUUACAAGCAUAAAUAUAUUGUAUAAAAGAAAAAAUGAUUUCAUCUCAAAUUAUGUUUAAUUUAAGAAAAUCUCUAUGCAUCCAGAUAGUAUCUUAUUAUACAAACCUAAUAUAUGAAUUACAUUCGAAAAAAUUGUAUAACUAUCAAACAACAUUUUAUCGUUGUUAUGCAAGGAAGUCAAAAAUUAAUGAACAAUCGAAUACAUUUUGCAAUGUAAGUAAUUCAUCAGUUAAUGUCAUUUUCAUAUUUUUUUUUUUUUAGAAGUUGAAUAUUGAGUGUCAACGAAAAUAA